This is a messenger RNA of Mugil cephalus (flathead mullet), 4165 nucleotides long. RefSeq lists its product as uncharacterized. The record is from RefSeq and is a predicted model, not a curated record. The transcript is spliced from 7 exons. Lineage: Eukaryota; Metazoa; Chordata; Actinopteri; Mugiliformes; Mugilidae. Bases 282 to 2960 code for a protein of 892 amino acids.
AAAGACAUUGUGUCUGAGAUUUUUUUUUUUUUUACUAAAUUCCUUCUUAUAUACAAUAGCUUUUAAUUAUUUAUCUCUACAUGCUAUAUUUAUUUUUGUGUUUGACUUUGUGUUUUUGAUGGUUUUCGUAACUGAGGGGAAGACACAAGCUGUAGCCAAUAAGAUCAGAACAACUGCAAAGUAGAGAAGAUAGAAAAAAUACCAACACGGAUCAGUGCUGCUUGUAUACUCAAUCCUACCAGGACAUCAGGGACAACCUACCACCAGGAAAGAGAAGAGUAAUGGAGAAAUUCUUCAAACCUGUUCACAGCCCUUCUGCACCAGAUGAGAUGAAGCCCCGAAGGAACCAGAACCACCAUCAUCAACACCAAGGCACUCAGUCCCACAGAUACACAAAGUUUGAUGACAGUGAUAGAAAUACAGAUGAAAGCCAAGGUCACCAUCGCCACCAUCGCAAAAAUCAUUAUUUCCCUGACAGCACACACCACGAUGCCCUCUACCCUCACCAGUUUCACCACAGUGAAGAGGACGAGAUACUUUACAACCACCACACUCCUGUGACUCUCUCCAGGGCCUCCUCCUCUUCCCUCUCCUCCUGCUCCUCUUCCUCUUCCUACUCCUCCUGGUACACAGAGCCAAGCACGAAUGAUCAGUUCUCUCUUUGCCGUGCCGAGCAGCCACCACAUUCCCUGUCCUGCUCCAAUAUCGCAGAUGUGCGCAGAGGUUUCAGGGACGACGACGGCAAUGAGCCCAUUGUCUUUGCCACCGUCAAGCAUCACAAAAAUGGCAGCGUUUGUAGCGAGUUGAAUGCGAGUCCACAUCAAAGGAGAAAGAAUUUUUCUUCUCUUGAUCGUGGUCACAGUCGGAGUGAUGAAGCUCUUUUACAGUGUACUGAUAGUGACAUUGGAGGAGAACAUUCCAGGGCAUCGCGCAUUAACUACGGGCCUUUAUAUAAGACGGCGAGUUUGAACCGAAGCCUGGCUUUCAGUGAGGAGGAUAUUCUGUUAGGGGUCCCCAAAGGUCCUAAGAGGGCAGUGUCAUCUGUUCAGCUACCUGGUAAAGGGAUCCUCAAGAACAAGGAGCAUCCCGCUGACAUUCGCAAGGCUAAGUCAAUGGAGGUGCUGUCCCCAAGAGUCUCCAAAGGACAAAAUCAGAGUGGGCAGAAGACCAAAGGGAUCAUUCAACCUGAGAUAGAGCAGGCCAGGGCAAAUUUUGUGCAGGGAAAGUUGCAAUUCUCAGCCUUUCUGGAUGAGAUUACGAAACAGGUCAUAAGUCCAUCAGCUCUCAACGUCUUGGGUGUGAACAACAGUAAGACUACUGAGAAAACAGGUAUCCCAGCCCCAACAUCUCCCCCAGUCAAACCUCAGCUCCCACCCAAGAAGCACAGAGAAGGCCCGAGGGGUGAGAUGGAGCAGCAGCCAAAACAGGCCCGGAAACAGGAGAAAGGAGCACACAGUGGCAAUCGAAAACACUCGGACAGCUCCAAUCCUGACAAAUUGAUCUCAUACACAUCCAGGAGCCACCACGGUAGCCCACCGCCUCGCCACUACACCGACUCUCCCAGCCACAACACCCACCAUGGAAGCGGCCGUAAAGACAGAAGGCCCUCGCCCACCGGAGGCUCCGUGUCAGGAGACAGAUAUGGCAGAGGUGGCCCUCACCUCAUGGAUGGAGCCUGCACCAGCCCUGAGCCCGUGCAGCCCAAACAACGCCACCACCGCAAACAGCAGCCCGCCACCUUCCACAGUCAACAUCCCCAUACCCAGCACUCUCCUCAGGAAGUGCACCCGUGCUUCGGUUCAAACCAGGGACCAAACAACUCCCCGAUAUCCUCAGCCCUGGGCGCAGGACCAGGGCCCGGAUCCGAGUCCUCAUCCACCAAAUCUGACUCAUCGAGGGCUAGAGACACAGCCUCCACGACUACCAGUCCUAGCUCAGAGAAGAGUGCUCGACACCAGUCGCAGCAUGCGGGGCACCCUAAAAAACACGGGGAGAUGCCGUGUGAUGCUGACCACCUUCAGGCACUGCAGGAGGAGAAUGCUGAUCUUCACCAGAAUUUGCUGCAGACGGUGGUUUGCAUCGAGAGCCUUGAGGCAGAGCUGCACAGGACCAGGGACGAGCUCAUUCUUGUUAAAGAGAAAUAUAAAAGUCUUUUGCAGACACAUACUGACACCAAGCAGGCCAAUAAUCUGCUCGGGGAGCAUCUGCACAUAGCGUCAGAGAGCCUGUGCAGUGAAAGAAAGUAUCUGCAAAACCGUGUGUCUCAGCUGAGCUCGGAGCUGGAGGACGCCCACAGGACCAUAGCAGCCAUGGAGAACAUCAAUGUGCCAUGUUUGAUAAAGCAGCUUUUGGAGAAGCACUUUGACUCAGCUGAGGCCGUACGGAAAUUUCUCACAUCCUCUGCUCCAGUCGGCCACCCUGCCACCUGUCCACAGACAGCUGACCGCUCCCACCCUCCUAAAGCAGAGGAUUGGUUGACUAAAUCGGAGGCAGGUCCGCAGAGGGUGACCGCCUUCACGCCAUUUAUGCCAACAGCAGGAAAUGAGAGCAGUCUCUCUGGCCAGCAGGAGCUGAUCCGCAGCCCACUUUUCUCUGUGGCUGACAUCAGCACUGCUAUCUAUAAGAAAAUGGCUGCCAGUUAUGCUGGCUACCCUCAAAGCCAGCAGCAGCAGCAGCAGCAGCAGCAGCAGCAGCCCUCCAUGAGCAGUAACCACGCUGACACGCCGCCAGACCCCCAGCAGCCCCGCGUGGGCGGUGAUGGCAGGGGUGGGAAGACAGUGUUAAAGGUAUCGGUUCUGGAGCAGAAUGACGAGGACGUGAACGCUAUGUCAGCCCAGCAGAUCCUCGAUGAUUUCCUGCAGCAGCUGCAUACCCAUAAGGAGGCGGGUGGAGGGAAGGAGCAGCAGAGUAGGCAGGAGUGGGCGAGUGGAGUGGAGCAAGCAGACAAAGCGGCAGACUGAAAAGACCAUCUAAGGACAUGUCAGGAUGAAUGUGUGUUCUCAUAUUACUGCACUGAAACAUGUAUUUGUUCACCUGUCAGACCUAAACAUUUUUUUUCCAAAAAUACCGUGCUGGUAGGUUAUGUACUUAUUUAUAAUAUUGAAAAAUGAAAAAUCUAGAUAAACAGUACAUAAUGUCUGACAAAAAAACGAAAAAAACAUCAACUGUACCAAUAAAAUGAUCAAUGGAGAGAAAGUUGGCAAAAAGAAAAGAAAUGAUAGUGUUAUUAUCAUAAAGGUUUAGAAAUGUCUCUCCAUUUGUCUCCAUGUAUCAUUUCCUACUUGUUAGAUAAUAGAAAUAGAAAACAAUCCCUGUGACAUAAGUUUCUCCAUAAUUAACAGCGAGCAUGUUGAUAUUAUAAAAUGUUAGCCGUGACAGGGAACAUACACAGUCACUAAUAAUAGGGGAGGGUCUCAAAACAUGACUACUGUGUUUAACAGUGCCCAAUGUAGCCAGAUAAAAAGUAGCACAUCCAACUGUGCACAACGCAAAAUAACUUUUAACACGUUAAAAACACAAAAUCAUAAGUUUAGGUAUAGGAAAAGCUCUCAGCUGAUAUGAAAUACCUAACUAACUAACUCAGAAAAAAACUUUUUAAAGCAGCAGCCUUUAAGGACUUUUAAUUGAACACUUAAGGUUGAAAAAAAUAUAUGUAUAUUAAAAUUCAGUAAAUGACAGCGAAACUGGCCGACCUUUACCUUUCAGUCGACAGAAGCUUGCUUAACCACCACUGUCAAAUGUACUGAAAAAUAUUUUACUUAUACUUUAUUUAAUGACAAGUCAACCAAGAACAUUAACCUCUUGGUUUUCUUUGAAGAAAUAGCUACCGUUGUCUAGAGAUAAUGCUAUUAAAUGUUUCCAACAUUAUUAUUUACUGAUUUAUGUGAAAGGUAAUUUUUCUGCAUAUGAUGUGGUUUUGUAAAUACGUAGUGGUUCUCUGUGUGUGUGUAUAUAUAUUCAUACAUAUAUAUCUAUAUAGAUAUAUAUGAAACAUAAAAUGUGCUGGCCCUGCCUCUGAAAUAAUACAGUGUUUAAUAUUGAUGUUUUAAGAUGUUGCAGUUGAUAAAAUGUACAGUUAAGUUACGGUGGUGUACUUCUGUUCACGUAUUGAGGAUCUAGAUUAGACAAAGCACAGCUGUAACAUAAAGUAUUAAUGUUGUUUUAA